UAGCUGUCAGGAGCCGAGCGGCUGGCGGGCGGCGGGAUCCGACGUCUGCGCUGGAAGCGGCUGACAGAACCCAGCGCGGCAGGGGCGGCUAGGGCGGCGCGGCCCCCCGGCUCCCCCCGCCAGGUCGCAGAGGAGAGCAGGGACCAACGGGCGGCCGGCGGCGCUGGCAGGAUGGGGAACCGGGAGAUGGAGGAGCUGAUCCCGCUGGUGAACCGUCUGCAGGACGCCUUCUCGGCGCUGGGACAGAGCUGCCUGCUGGAGCUGCCGCAGAUCGCCGUGGUGGGCGGCCAGAGCGCCGGCAAGAGCUCGGUGCUCGAGAACUUCGUGGGCAGGGACUUUCUCCCUCGAGGGUCGGGCAUUGUAACCAGACGGCCUCUUGUGUUGCAGCUUGUUACUUCCAAAGCAGAGUAUGCUGAAUUUCUACAUUGCAAAGGAAAAAAAUUUACAGAUUUUGAUGAAGUUCGCCAUGAGAUUGAAGCAGAAACAGAUCGAGUGACUGGAAUGAAUAAAGGCAUUUCCUCCAUACCCAUUAAUUUACGAGUCUAUUCUCCACAUGUGUUAAAUCUCACACUUAUCGACCUACCUGGAAUUACUAAAGUGCCCGUGGGAGAUCAGCCACCAGAUAUUGAGUAUCAGAUCAGAGAAAUGAUUAUGCAGUUCAUCACGCGGGAGAACUGUCUCAUUUUGGCUGUUACUCCAGCCAACACCGAUCUUGCAAACUCAGAUGCAUUGAAGCUAGCUAAAGAAGUUGAUCCUCAAGGUUUAAGAACCAUUGGAGUCAUCACCAAAUUGGAUCUUAUGGAUGAAGGAACAGAUGCCAGGGAUGUUCUGGAGAACAAGCUUCUGCCUCUUCGCAGGGGUUACGUGGGGGUGGUAAACAGAAGCCAGAAGGACAUAGAUGGGAAGAAGGACAUUAAGGCUGCCAUGUUGGCGGAAAGGAAAUUUUUCCUCUCACACCCAGCUUACAGACAUAUUGCUGAUAGGAUGGGGACCCCACACCUGCAGAAGGUCCUUAAUCAGCAACUUACCAACCACAUUCGAGAUACCCUGCCGAACUUCAGGAACAAACUACAGGGACAGUUGCUCUCCAUUGAACAUGAAGUGGAAGCCCAUAAAAACUUCAAGCCCGAAGACCCCACCAGGAAGACCAAAGCGUUGUUGCAGAUGGUUCAGCAAUUUGCUGUGGACUUCGAGAAGAGAAUUGAAGGGUCAGGGGAUCAAGUAGAUACGCUGGAGCUCUCAGGAGGGGCUAAAAUUAACCGUAUUUUCCAUGAACGCUUUCCUUUUGAGAUAGUAAAGAUGGAGUUCAAUGAGAAAGAAUUACGAAGAGAAAUAAGCUAUGCAAUCAAAAACAUACAUGGUAUCAGGACGGGGUUGUUUACUCCAGACAUGGCAUUUGAAGCAAUAGUCAAAAAACAAAUUGUAAAGCUUAAAGGACCGUCCUUGAAGAGUGUAGAUCUGGUAAUACAAGAAUUAAUCAAUACCGUCAAGAAGUGUACCAAAAAACUGGCAAACUUCCCCAGACUCUGCGAGGAAACAGAAAGGAUUGUUGCCAACCAUAUUCGCGAGCGAGAAGGGAAGACAAAGGACCAGGUACUGCUACUGAUUGACAUCCAAGUCUCUUACAUCAACACCAACCACGAAGAUUUCAUUGGAUUUGCAAAUGCUCAGCAGAGGAGCAGUCAGGUUCACAAGAAAAACACAAUUGGAAAUCAGGGAACCAAUCUUCCGCCUUCAAGGCAAAUUGUGAUUCGUAAGGGAUGGUUAACCAUCAGCAACAUUGGCAUCAUGAAAGGAGGCUCUAAGGGAUACUGGUUCGUCCUUACUGCUGAAAGCUUGUCCUGGUACAAAGAUGACGAGGAAAAAGAAAAGAAGUAUAUGCUUCCCUUGGACAACCUGAAAGUUCGGGAUGUGGAAAAAAGCUUUAUGUCUAGCAAGCACAUCUUUGCACUUUUUAAUACAGAACAAAGGAAUGUAUACAAAGACUAUCGCUUCCUUGAGCUGGCAUGUGACUCACAGGAGGAUGUGGACAGCUGGAAGGCAUCUCUACUAAGAGCUGGGGUUUAUCCUGAUAAAUCUUUAACUGAAAAUGAUGAGAAUGGCCAGGCAGAAAACUUUUCCAUGGACCCACAGUUGGAGAGGCAAGUGGAGACCAUUCGCAACCUCGUAGACUCCUACAUGUCUAUCAUCAACAAAUGUAUCCGAGAUCUAAUUCCAAAAACAAUAAUGCACCUUAUGAUCAACAAUGUUAAAGAUUUCAUCAAUUCGGAGCUCCUAGCACAGUUAUAUUCUUCGGAGGACCAGAACACUCUGAUGGAAGAAUCUGCUGAACAGGCGCAGCGCCGGGAUGAGAUGCUUCGAAUGUACCAAGCCCUUAAAGAGGCCCUCGUGAUCAUUGGUGACAUCAACACCGCCACCACUUUCACCCCUGCACCGCCUCCUGUGGAUGACUCCUGGAUACAGCACUCCCGCAGGUCACCCCCUCCGAGCCCCACCACCCAGAGGCGGCUGACCCUGAGCGGUCCCCUCACGCGGCCCGCAUCCGGCAGAGGGCCCGCGCCAGCCAUUCCCUCUCCCGGACCCCACUCGGGGGCGCCCCCUGUGCCCUUCCGGCCCGGCCCGCUGCCCCCCUUCCCCAGCAGCAGCAGCGACUGGUCCGGAGCGCCCCCGCAAGUGCCCUCCCGGCCCACCAGGGCCCCGCCCAGUGUCCCCAGCCGGAGACCACCCCCAUCACCAACUCGUCCCACUAUAAUCCGUCCACUAGAAUCCUCCCUGUUAGACUAAACGAAGUGUCUGGCAUGGCAAUUAAUUACUAAUGAAUUAUGCGAAAGCAACAUAUUUGAUCAGUAAAUCAUGAGUAGUCGCAUGUGUGGACAUCAGUAGGCAAGUAACCAGUUUUACUAAUGCAUUAUUGCUCAUCUUCUUUGCUCAUGGUGUAUCAGACCUUUGGAGUUUGACUCUUGAAAACUGCUAACCUUUCGAGGCUUUAUAUGUCGUAUAUUGACCAAGGGUAGGUUUGUAUAGCAGCCCAGUAGUGGGAGAUCAUUUGCCUACCCUGGCAUAUAUUGAAAUUGCUUUGGACAAGUUCCCAGGUUAUCCACCAGGUAGCCCAUUAAGUAUAAUUCUUAAGAGCUAUGAGAUGGUGGGCUUAGACCUAAGCCAUACAUACUUAUUUUCCCACAUUCUGUUUGGCUGACAAAAAUUAUGUUGUCUGUUAUUAAUGUUUACUCCUACUCUAUAAUUACCCAUUAUAGAUCUAUCCUCUUUCCUUUUGCUUUAUUUCAUAGGACUGCUAGGAAGUGUUGUUGUUGUUUUUUAAUUAGGACUCCUUAAGAAUAAAACUUUUCCAGAAGCACAAGGUAGUUUGCAAAGGAAAAGUUAAUGCAUUGCUUGCUCUAGAGAGCUUUUCCUCAUACCACUGUGUUUUGCUUCAUGCUAGAAGCAUAUUCAACAGUGAAUCAAAGCUUAAUUUUUUGGUAGUCAGUGAGUAGAUUUGGCUAGUUUCAGAGUUCAAGGAAGAAGCAAAAUUUCACAUCUCUAGAAGUGUCUGGAAAUAUGUAAUUUCUUCAUUCACAAAUAUAUUCACCUCUUUAUAGAUUACAGUGAAGGUUGACAUGGAAAAUAUUUAAUUUUUGUACUGAUCUCAUUUUAGGCAUGGCUAACUACACUUUGACACUAACUCCGGUUUGUUUAUUUAUUUACUUGGUUGGAGCAAAAAUUUCUCUUUCCAUACUAAUUUGUAAUUCCCCCGUGUAAGAAUUUAUCCUACUUUUAAAACCUGUUUAAUGUAACUUCCUAUCCAUUCUAGGCUUUCUCAAUAGAUCUUGAGAUAUGGUUAUCUGGGAUAACCAUUUUUAAAGGGAGCCCUAGAAUGAAAAUAGAAGUCAUUUAGUAAGAGAUGCCAUGGUUUAAGAGCAGAGCUCACACUUUUGCAGUUGUACAACUUCAGAGUCUCUAUACCAGUCAUUCUAAAAAAAAAUUUUUUAAAUGGUAUUAAGACAUUGAAAUCUAAAGCAACUUGGCAAAUGCUAAUAACAUUUCUAAAAUUUACAAAAUCAGUUUAGCUUGGGGGUUAAUAGUUCAGUCUUGAGGCUGAGUUUUGGACCAUGUAGGACCAGAUGAUUAGCAUGUAGGAAACAGCCAGAAGCCAAGUGGAAUUCUGUCUGCUAACUGUUCCCAGACAGCAGAGCAAGUACUCACUGAAUAGUGGCGUCCCAUGACACUAUUUCAUAUUCUACAGAAGUAAAUCAGAUUUCACCAACUGAAAUGUCUCCCUUUGAAAGCAGCAAACAUGAUUUGUAUGUUAACUUAACUUUAAUUUCCUGUGUAGUUUAUACCCAAAGCAGACACCCAUAAACUAUGAAGUAAAAACUUUCAACCAUUAUUAAAAAGAGAACUUGCCAAGUUGAAUGGCAUUGUUCUGAGGUUAUUUCUAAAGGGUUACAGCUAGUCCACUUACAAUAGGGAAAAAUCAGAGAAUACAAGAUUUACAAAAAGAACAUUUCAACUUUUAAGUUACAAGUGAUUGUAUAAAGAACACCACCCUGAAUCUUCUCACAUCUUUUUUUUUCUCUUUUGAAAAAAAUCUUAACUCUUUAACUCUUUUGUGAAUGGAACAGAUGUGCAAGAUACAUAAUGUAUUUUUAAAAUACCUGCAGCUAAAUGGAAAUGUGUUAAGUAAAUGUCCACAGUAAAACAAAUUAUCUACAGUGAGGUCUUUUCAUAAAAUUCCCUCUUUUUAGGAUUUCCUUUGCUUCUUCCUUUGAAUUCUCUAAAAUAGGCAGCUAACGGAUUAUAUACUUCAGGGUUUGGCUUUGUGCUAAAUGUGGUUUUGCAUUUUGCUGUAUUUCAAAAAUUUCCUUCUGCUAAAGGAAAAUAUUGUGGAUAACCACUGGUGUGUUCUUAGAUCAGCACGAACCAUGUCAAAGAAAAUUGGAGAUGUUUUUCCAAGUUUCUUUCCACUGAUCUUAUAUAGUCAUAAACAAUGGCAUUUAUCGCCUUUGGCUUUUGCUCCCAGAUUAUAAUCCUACAGUUUCACUGUCCCAAUUGUCUCUCUUUGUAGGCACAUUUUUGUUCUUUUACUUGUGAGUUAUUUCUAACAGAACCCAGCUUCCCUUGGAAUUUCAGAAGUCAUGUUGGAGAAUACUUUCAGUUUGCUGCAGUACUGUGUCAUACAAUUAGUAUGAAUACCAUGUCCCCAAGAUUUGCAUCCUGCUAAAAGGAGAUGUCAGUGUGAAUGAAGUCAGAAGCUCUAAGAGGUGGGGAAAGUGCACUGAUACCAGGCCUUAAGGUGGGAAUGUAGCCUAAUGAGCUGAGAGUUUUCCGUAGCACCCCUCAUCUUUUGUGUAGCUUCCUCCUAACUGAUUGCUCUGAUGUUGUCUACACAGUAGAUGCCUAGCAUAAUCAGAUAAAACAUAACAGUAUUUUUAGGAUUUGGAAAAAUAAACUGUGUAUGUUUGUUUGAUAGGUAUAUCACUUCUUGUCACACGCUAAACCUUGCAUGCUUAUUGACUCAUUGGAAUAACUGUUUACUCAAUUGUGGACAGACUAUUGAAAUAGUAUUGAUUUAGGGCAGAUAUAUUGCAUUUCCAGAAGUCGUCUACCAAGAUUACUCUUCUGAAUAUUAAUCUUAGCUGUCAUUUAUAACACAGAAGAGCAAGUAGGGUCUGUUAUUAGCAAAUUGCCUACCUGUUCAGAUACAAACUUGUUCUAUUGCAAAACAUUCUAAGGAAACCAGUUCCUGUGAUAUAACUGUAUGCCUUCUAAACUUAGAAUUGAAAAGUAGUCAUGUAGAUUAAUUUUAUGACUUUUUAGUAUAGACUGUAGCCAUAAUUCUCAAAUAUGAAAUGGGACCUAAUACCAGUAUGUGAUAAAUGUUGAUGUUUUCUGUGUACAAACGUAUUUUCUAUGCAUGUGUCUCUGUGUGUACAGUAUAUACAUGGUAGGUUCAUUUCUGUAAGUACAUGUGUCUUGUGCCCCUUUGGGUAGGUAGGUUUAAGAGCACUUGUUAAAAUGCCACAAGCAUGUGUGUGAUUGUUUGUGCAUUGUGUAUAUAUGCUAUGUAUGGGUGUAAAUAUGUGUACACGUGCUUGGUGUGUGUGGGUAUGAAUAUAUUUUUUAAACUGUGUUAAUACAAGAGCUCGCUUUGGAGGGUCUGCCGUAAUAUGUGAUGGCAGUGGUUCAUAUAACUGUGAUAACAUACAUGAGGUCUACAAAAUUUUUUCCAGGAGAGGCACAAAGCUCAGAAUUACUGUGAUAACACGGUAGAGUAAUAUCCACAGACAUUUGGACCUAAGUCCACAGCACUGCUAUCUAAGAAGAAAUUACUUUUGCCAAAUGUAGUGUAAGAUCUGGAAACCCACUUUUACGGUCUGAUUGGAAUUAUAAAUUAUUCUUGGAUUGCUGAGCUGAACCUUAAAAAAAGCUAAAUUGGUCUACACAGUCAUUUUUUCUCUAUAGUAAAUGUCAAAAAAUAAAGUGGAGGGACAGCAAUAUAAUAAAAAUAAUGGACUUUUCUGAGUAAAUUUUCUAGAAAUGCAGGGAAGAAGUUAAUACUUCAGAGAUAGGUCAUCCACCCCCUCUUUCAGGUAACCAUUUCUCAUUUGGUAAACGACAUAAGUAUUUGAAAUUGACAGUAAUGUCCUUACCACUGAAAAUAAAGCCUAAAUAGUAGGUCUCUGAACUGAGGAACCCAGUGAAAGGAGAUAAUAAAUGAGACUCAAGCCCAGUGUUUUAAAUCAUUCCACCAAGAGGACUGCUACCUGUGAGCUCAGAGUUUAAUGUGAAUAAAACUAGAUGAUUGUAGAGAAACGAUAAUUAGUUUGCUAGAUCACUCAUUCCUUUCUUAAAAGCUCAAAUAUGUCUUCUAGAUAAUCUUAAGUCAUCCUGUCUAGUUGGUAUGCUUAAAAUUGUGUGGUGCUCUGUAUCGUGAAACUUGAAGAAUAUUUUGAAACAUACGUAGUAUAUGCUUUGCUAUCUGUAUAUAUGUGUAAGAAUGCGCAUAUGUGUGAGAGCAAGAGAGAGGGAACUCAAACAAGAGUCUCCUGUUUGUCGUAAGACGUGUUCAUACUGGUAUACUGGUGAGACUUCUCACCUCUCUGGUCUGGAGUUUCACACAUGGCUCAGCUCAAGGCAUUCAUUUUUUUUUUUUUUUAAUUUUUACCCUUGAAUUCCUUAAACUUUGCUCAUUGUGUAAUGUUUUAAAAAUUAUGGUAAAAAUUACUUGUCAACCUCUUGCAUUGUCUGCUGCCUGUUUGAUAAAAAAAUUAUUAUUCUUGUCCAGAAAUUUCACCAUUACUUGAUGUAUGUUUAAUUUCCUAUGUAUAGCCUUUGUUUUGCUUGUCUGUUUCUUUUCUCUCCCUCUUCUGAAUCACAUUCCUCUUUUGCUUUUUUAUGAAGAAGCAGUGUAUAGAAGCAAAAUCUUAACCUUCUCUACUGAUUCUUUAAUUAAUUUGAGCCAGAAUACUUUCCACUGUCUUCUUGGCACUUUCAGGAUUUCUUAAUGCUGAUAUAUGGAUGGACUCUGUGAAUGGAAUUUUUGAAGCAAGUUUCUCAAGCCUGUAUCAUUCUCGAAGGUCACAUGUACCUGUUGUGAAAAUGUGAAGCUGUUAUUUCUGAACCUGAAAUAAAUGAUAACAUUUGAAGGACUCCCCCCUUCCUCAUUCUUGUAUAAUAUAUUUGAGUCAUAUCCAUGCAAAUCAGUAAAAUGUGAGGCUUCUAAAUACUUAUAACCCUUUUGAUCAAAUUGGCCCAAAAUUAACAAAAUGGAGAAUAGCAUUUGGCAUUAUUGUCAGUAAUUUGGGGAAGGACAAGAUUUUUAAAGAGAGCAAAUUGGACAAAUCAAAGGCAGGAGAGUAGGAGACAUUUUAUUUCUGAUUCAAAGUCAGUGUUGAACUAGGUUAAAAAAGGACACAAGGCUUAGACAGUUGGAGGAUGCAAUGUGACCGUUGACAAGAGGCACCAUCUUAUUUUGCUAAUCAAAAGGAAAUGUUCAUGAAAAACCCUGGGAAGCAGAAGGAAAGAAAAUAUUCUGCCCAAAUGUUAGAUCCACAGAAGGCAUUUCUUACAAGAAAAAAAAUGAGCUCUUAACUCAACAGUUGGCCUCCAUUGUUUAUUCAUUGGGCAUUGAGAGGAGAAGUUACUCCUUAAGUUUCCCUAAUAUUAAGAAAAUGGAAUAGGAGAGUACUAAACAGUAGUAACUAAACUCAUCCUCAUCUUCAGUUUCCAGAGCAUAGAGACUCUUUGUUACAGAGUUUUAAUGAUAUGUCCUGUAUCAACGUACAUAGUCCCAGAUUGAACCAUCCGCCCAAAAACAGAAGACAAGAAGGGAAUGGGAGAAGAGGAAUGUUGGUUUAUUUCCUCUCUGUGUUCAGGAUACAUUCAUUGUGAAAAGAUGAAUUGCAAAAGCUGUUGUAUUAAUUCAUGCUUUCCUGUUGUAAUUUCUUUUUCAUAUCUAUACAUCUUGCAUGAAUGGAGACAUUAGUGCCUUCAAAGGAAACUCCUUACUGGAAAAGAGAGGAUGAGAAUCAUGCUGUACACUUGUGGGGUGUGUGUGUGUGUGUGUGUGUGUGUGUGUGUGUGUGUGUUACUUCAUGAUUCUUUAUUCCGAAUCAUUUCUAACUGGAAAUUAUCAAAACCAAAGGACCUGAUUUGGCGAACUACUUAUUUGGUAACUAUUUGGCAAAUUACCAUUUGUAGUCUUAAAAUAGCCCAGGCACAGGGGCGCCAGGGUGGCUCAGUCAGUUAAGUGUCCGACUUUGGUUCA
This is a messenger RNA of Prionailurus viverrinus (fishing cat), 8764 nucleotides long. RefSeq names its product dynamin 3 (gene DNM3). The record is from RefSeq and is a predicted model, not a curated record. Bases 172 to 2784 code for a protein of 870 amino acids. Gene Ontology annotation, molecular function: GTP binding; GTPase activity; microtubule binding. Lineage: Eukaryota; Metazoa; Chordata; Mammalia; Carnivora; Felidae. The transcript is spliced from 21 exons. Gene Ontology annotation, cellular component: membrane; cytoplasm; microtubule.